AUGAAAACAAAUGCAAUCUCUUUCUUGCUCGUUGUAGUAGCAACAUUUGUUGUUGUUGUUGUUGUUGUUGCUGAUGUAAACCAAAAAGUGUAUGAUGCCGACGGAGAGCCGAUCAAGACCAACGUUCCGUAUUUCGUAAGCUUCAUGACAUUGGAAUACGGAAUGUGGAUUUGCAGAAUGAAUAUGGGAGCUGACCCCAUGUCCUGCCCGCAACAACCGGUAAUGUUCACUGAUCCAAAUAUAGCACCAACACCAAUUAUGUUUGUAUUACCAUCGUCAUCAUCAUUAUCAAAUUCAUCGGAUGUUAACGUCGUGCAUGAAUCAACCGAAGUUAGCAUUAAGUUCGCAAGCCGUGAUCGUUGUAGUGAGUCCGGUUUUUGGAGAGUUGUUCAGAAUAACACGAGCUCACAAGGAGAAGUGGUCUUGACCGGGUCUAAGUCGAGCAGUGACAGUACCUUCACCAUCGAGAAACCUAACGAAUAUUACACUUUUAUUUUCGGGAGUAAUGAUGAUCGGACAACUAUUAGUAUAUCUAACGGACCAAUCUCGAGGCUGAUAUCGACCAGGUUUUCUGGAGAGAUGGAGGUUUAUUUCUACCGGGCUACAUUUUAA
Messenger RNA from Microthlaspi erraticum, 612 nucleotides. Lineage: Eukaryota; Viridiplantae; Streptophyta; Magnoliopsida; Brassicales; Brassicaceae. The record is from the annotation of a GenBank genome assembly.